This is a messenger RNA of Suillus fuscotomentosus, 279 nucleotides long. RefSeq lists its product as uncharacterized. The annotation marks the transcript as partial. The record is from RefSeq and is a predicted model, not a curated record. NCBI's taxonomy places the organism in Eukaryota, Fungi, Basidiomycota, Agaricomycetes, Boletales, Suillaceae. The transcript has a single exon.
CGAGAUAUUGUGAUGAUCUUGGCCGAGUUUCAGAGGCAAUUUCUGGAGAUAUGGAGCAUGAUGGAUUACCUUGAGAUCUUUGAGCCAUGGUUGAAAUUUGAGGACAAAGUGCACAGGGUCAACAAGACUUGGAUGGGGUGCUUCACCAAAGACUCCGCUAUCGCGUUGAGGCUCCACAAGGCUGGUGUACCUGUGUGGUUGAUACAAGAUGUCAGGCUCGUCGAUGAUAAGAUUAACAUCCGCCAAGUCAUUCCCUUCACUCCUGCCGACCUUGUGUUU